UUUUGGAUGCUUUUUGUAGUAACACGAGUAUCAUUUUAUGAAAAUAUUUGCAAAACGUAGUUUUAAUACUUAACAGUGAAGAGGCCUCAUUGCCAUUCCUCAACUUCCUUUUGAUUUUUCUAAAGAAAAAAAAAGUAUACGUCAAAUUAUUAUUAUUAUUAUUAUUAUUAUUAUUAUUAUUAUUAUUAUUAUUAUUAUUAUAUGCAGCAUAGUUUUUUUGAUAAUAUUAUAUGCAGAUGUUCUGUUCCAUAUUUUCCUGAAUUUCGGGGAUUUUGAAUUUCAGCAGUUUUCUUCUCCCUAUAACUGCAAUCACGAUUCUCGAUCCAAAGAGAUUCUGCAUCUGGCGUUCCAGAUUUCAACAAUGUCGGCGCAUGUAGCGAUAGAGACGACAUCCACGACGCCAAGGACCGCGAGCGGCGGAAAGAGCCGCGUCGGCGAAACCACGGGCGACUGCGCGGCGGUGUGCUGCUGCUGCCCGUGCGCGGUGGUGCACCUCCUCGUCCUCGCCGUCUAUCGCCUCCCCGCCGGCAUCUGGAGGAAGCACCGGAGAAAGAGGCUCCUCUCCAAGACAACCGACAACAAACUGGAGAUCAAUCGGCGGCAGUCGGCGGCGGACGAGCGCGGCGGCGAAUGCAUGCACGGCGGAGAAAAUUACGACGCCGUCGGAUGGGAUAAUGAGAUGUGGCGCCGGUUUUAUUGGGGCGGCUUCUGGCGGAGCGAUUCGAGGGGCGCCGAUGAUUGAUCAAUUCAUGUUCAUGUACAUAAAAUAAAACUUACUUCAAUUUCUUGUGUAGAUAAUGAAUUUUGAAUUAUAGUGUUAAACUUGUGAGGCCUCAAA
Salvia miltiorrhiza (redroot sage) is the source of this 838-nucleotide messenger RNA. RefSeq lists its product as uncharacterized. The record is from RefSeq and is a predicted model, not a curated record. NCBI's taxonomy places the organism in Eukaryota, Viridiplantae, Streptophyta, Magnoliopsida, Lamiales, Lamiaceae. The transcript has a single exon. Bases 362 to 742 code for a protein of 126 amino acids.